Ictalurus punctatus (channel catfish) is the source of this 1254-nucleotide messenger RNA. Its product is annotated as prolow-density lipoprotein receptor-related protein 1-like. Bases 103 to 936 code for a protein of 277 amino acids. The transcript is spliced from 4 exons. NCBI's taxonomy places the organism in Eukaryota, Metazoa, Chordata, Actinopteri, Siluriformes, Ictaluridae. Gene Ontology annotation, cellular component: plasma membrane. Gene Ontology annotation, molecular function: protein binding. The record is from RefSeq and is a predicted model, not a curated record.
GCUUCCUCAGUGACACUCUUCAGGCAACCUGAAUCUUUUCUAAGGCAUUUGGUGCGUUCAUUUUCAAUUACUCGGUCAUACGACUAUAACCAGAAAGGAAUUAUGGCUUCUGAAAGACUACGGAAACCUAAAUCUUCACCGAGCACGAUGAGUCAUGGCGACAAGCUACCGCUGGAUUUUGAAAAUCUCUGCAACACUUUAAUAGCGGAGCUAACAUCUACCAUCGCAGUACAGAUGAAAGCAGCUAUUGACUCCGCUCUGGCCCCAGUUGUUGCGUCGUUUGAGAGUUUUAAAUUGGGCAUUGAAUCACAAGGACGGCGUAUCGACGAGCUUGACCAGCACCUGAACGAUUACAGUGACUGCAUUGUAGCACUGGAACCAACGGUGCUAAAGCUAACUUCGGCUAACAAACAACUCACUGAGAAAGUUGAGGAUUUGGAGUCCCGCUCGUGGCGCUGCAAUCUCCGGGUCAUCGGUAUUCUGGGAACGAGAAGAAGGAAGCAAUCCGGCUCAGUGUCGUGUGCCCCUGGUGCCAUCCGCUGUCCCGACACGUAUGUGUGUGUGUCGAGACGCUGGGUGUGUGAUGGAGAGAGAGACUGUCCGGAUGGUAGUGACGAACUCGCAACAGCCGGCUGUGCCCUGAAUCUCACAUGCUCUGAUGAGGCGUUUCGGUGUAGUAAUGGAGACUGCAUCCCGCAGCGUUUUGUGUGUGACUGUGAUGAUGACUGCGGUGACGGAUCUGAUGAGUCGCUCCAGUGCAAAUAUCAUGCCUGUGGGAAGGCGGCGUUUCAGUGCUCAGAGGGACGGUGCUUACCCAGUGUCCAGUGGGAGUGUGACGGUUUCCCAGACUGCCUCGACCAAUCAGACGAGGCACCACUGAACCCGAAGUGUUCGGCUGCAGGCAAGACUCGAACGCCAGCGAGCGUGUUUGAUUGACAGCAUGCCAGGCCUUAUGGGAAAUGUAGUACCGUCUGUUUCUGCAUUCAUCUUCCUUCCGCAGGAAGUCAGGGAGGAAAUGACGAAACACAUCGCAGCGGGUUUAUUUCUGCUUUAACUGUAAACAUUGGAUUUAAUUAAACGUAGAUGAAAUAUACAAAAUCCCUUCUUUAAGUAAUAUUAGAGGUGGAAAACCUCUUUUUUAUUGAACAGAUUAAAAAUUUUAACAUUAAGCCUUUAAAUUGGGCCAUUAAUUGGCCUUAAUUGGGCCAUGAAUCCCCCAAAAACAUAACUUUAUUAGAUAAAAUAACGUCAGUA